Molecule: messenger RNA, 2180 nt
Organism: Pantherophis guttatus
Lineage: Eukaryota; Metazoa; Chordata; Lepidosauria; Squamata; Colubridae
Product: casein kinase II subunit alpha-like
Biological process (GO): peptidyl-serine phosphorylation; peptidyl-threonine phosphorylation; regulation of cell cycle
Cellular component (GO): cytosol; protein kinase CK2 complex; nucleus
Molecular function (GO): protein serine/threonine kinase activity; ATP binding
Source: RefSeq, a predicted model, not a curated record
GCGCUCCUGCCGCCGCCGCCGCCGCCGCCAUCUUGUCUCCCCCGCGGCGGGCUGAGAGAGGCCGCCCCCUCCCCCAGGAGCGGACCCGGGAGAGACCCGCCCGCUCCCCUCCCCCCCGUCCUCGUCGCCGCCUCCCGCGCGGCCCGGCGAGGAACGGGGCGAUGCUAUAACCGGAUGCCUGGGUCCUCGGAACUGCCUCUGUUUCUGCCCCCCUUGUGCCGGAUGGAAUCCGGCCGCUGACGGCGUGGGAGCACCUCUGCCACACCUUCCGAGCACCGGGUGGCCAGCCUCGCACCCCUUCCUCCCCGACCUCCCCCCCUCCCCUCCUGGAAUGCUGUACGUGCCUUGCUCUGCCUCUCGCAGGACAGUGCCCGGUGGCAUUGGGGCGACCCACUGAAGCAGGCACGCUCAAGGUACUCUUUGCUGCUGCUGCUGCUGCUGCUGUGGGCUCCCUUGAGGUCACAUGUCUUUUCUCCGGGAGAUUUGGGGACCUGCGAUUGGGUGCAGAGGUGAACUCGUUUGUACAGAGCAAAGUGUGGUUGUGACCGUCACCCUGGGACAGCAUGUCGGGCCCGGUACCAAGUCGAGCGAGAGUCUACACAGAUGUCAAUACCCAGAGGCCUCGCGAAUAUUGGGACUACGAGUCACACGUGGUGGAAUGGGGUAACCAAGACGACUACCAGCUCGUGCGGAAACUCGGUCGUGGCAAGUACAGCGAAGUCUUUGAAGCCAUCAACAUCACUAACAAUGAGAAAGUGGUGGUGAAAAUCCUUAAGCCAGUAAAAAAGAAGAAAAUAAAGCGUGAAAUUAAGAUCCUGGAAAACCUCCGAGGGGGCCCCAACAUCAUCAACCUUCUAGACAUCGUCAAGGACCCCGUGUCUCGGACACCCGCCCUGGUUUUUGAACAUGUCAACAACACAGAUUUUAAGCAAUUGUAUCAGACGCUUUCAGAUUUUGAUAUUCGAUUCUACAUGUACGAAAUCUUGAAGGCUCUGGAUUACUGCCACAGCAUGGGGGUGAUGCACCGGGACGUCAAGCCACACAACGUGAUGAUCGACCAUGAGCACCGGAAGCUGCGCCUGAUCGACUGGGGACUGGCAGAAUUCUACCACCCGGGACAAGAGUACAACGUCAGAGUGGCUUCCCGGUACUUCAAGGGACCGGAGCUUUUGGUGGAUUACCAGAUGUAUGACUACAGCCUGGACAUGUGGAGCCUGGGCUGCAUGUUGGCCAGCAUGGUCUUCCGUAAGGAGCCUUUCUUCCACGGGCAUGACAACUACGACCAGCUGGUGCGGAUUGCCAAGGUGUUGGGCACCGAGGACCUCUACGACUAUAUCGACAAGUACAACGUGGAACUGGACCCCCGCUUCAACGACAUCCUGGGCAGGCAUUCCCGCAAGCGAUGGGAGCGCUUCGUGCACAGCGAGAACCAGCACCUGGUGAGCACCGAGGCCCUGGACUUCCUGGACAAGCUCCUGCGCUACGACCACCAGACGCGGCUGACGGCCCGCGAGGCCAUGGAGCACCCCUAUUUCUAUCCGAUUGUGAAGGACCCAGCCAGGCUGGCCGCCUCCACUGUCCUCUCCUCGUCUAACACACCUGUCAGCUCCUCCAGCAUGUUGGCAGGAAUCGCCUCCAUGUCAGCCUCCCAGCCAAUGGGCAGCUUGGCCGCCUCCCCCGUCAUCGCCUCUCCGAAUGCGCUGGGAUCGCCAGUCCCUGCGGCCGCCGGAGCUCAGCCCUGACCACUGGAAAGCCACCUCCGGCUUUGAGCACCGCCGAGGCCUCAGCCGUGCCCUCUUCCUCCUCCUCCUCCUCACCUCACCUGCCCGCCUCUGCAUGGCGCUACCGACGCCCGGGGCGGGCAGGAGGACGGCCAGGCGUGGCAGGGCGGAAGGAUCGUGCGCCUGGAUCCCGAAUUCUUUUGUUUGUUUGUUUCUGUUGAGUAUGUCGAGGAGCCAAGUCCCGGCUGCUGCUGCUGCUGCUGCUGCUGCUCUUCCGCCUCCUCUCCUCGGUGGGGCCACAAAGGCAGACUCUGGUUCCAGGCAGAGGCUUCUUCUCCUCUGGGGUGGUUUGUUCGAGUGCCGUCAGCUGCAUUCUUCCCAUGAGGGCCGUGGUUAGUGAUGCAACUACAGUGUAGACACCUGAACGGAGAAUAAAAUUUAUUUUCUAUGUCCCUAAAA